GCUCAGACAGAAAGCAGACCGGCUGUCCCAGGCUGCGCUGAUCCUUCACUCUCUGCUUUGCUCCCUCCUCUUCAUCACUGGCCACCUGCCUCUCCGAGAAUAACUCAGACAGCUUAGGCCGAGCAAAACUCACCGCAAACGGGGAGGCGACACAGGAUCCCGACCGGUGUCCCGAUCUCUAUCUGGCAUCCGCAAACCCAUUUCCCCUCCUUGCGCACCGGGCGCUACCAGCGCUCCACCAGCCCGGCACAGCUCUCACUCAACCCCGGGAUUCCCUCGCCCGUCCGUCCCCUCAGUGGAGCCACUUGCAUGGAUGCAGCAUGGCCACGUUUGUCUGCAGGGUUCAGUUUUUAGAUGACACCGAUCCGUUCAACAGCACCAACUUUCCAGAGCCGACCAGACCCCCGCUGUACACUUUCAGAGAGGAUAUCCCCCUCAUUAACCAGUUAGCAGGCGUCCACCGGCUCCUCAAAGCUCCACAUAAGCUUGAUGAUUGUGCACUUCAGUUGUCCCACAAUGGAACCUAUCUGGACCUGGAGUCCUCACUGGCUGAGCAAAGGGACGAGCUGGAGGGCUUUCAGGUGGAUGACACUGGAUCCAGAGGGAAGAAGCACAGUGUCAUUUUGCGGACUCAGCUGACCGUCCGUGUACACGCCUGCAUUGAGAAACUCUAUAACUCCAAUGGACGGGACUUGAGGAGGGCCCUGUUCUCCCUAAAGCAAAUUUUUCAGGAUGACAAAGACCUGGUCCAUGAGUUUGUGAUGGCCGAAGGUCUGACGUGUCUCAUUAAAGUGGGAGCAGACGCCGACCAGAACUACCAGAACUACAUAUUAAGAGCUCUGGGGCAGAUCAUGCUGUACGUGGACGGGAUGAAUGGCGUCAUCAGCCACAAGGAGACGAUCCAAUGGCUCUACACCCUGGUUGGCUCAAAGUUCCGUCUGGUGGUGAAAACGGCUUUGAAGUUGCUGCUGGUGUUUGUAGAGUACUCUGAAUCCAACACGCCGCUUCUCACACAGGCCAUCACCUCUGUGGACGCAAAGAGAGGCUGCAAGCCUUGGUUCAAUGCAAUGGAGAUUUUGCAAGAGAAAGAUGGAGUGGACACUGAGCUGCUGGUCUAUGCUAUGACCCUGAUUAACAAGACACUUGCGGCGCUGCCUGAUCAGGACUCCUUCUAUGAUAUGGUCGAUAGUCUGGAGGAACAAGGCAUGGAGACAGUAUCCCGGAGACACCUGGGAAGGAAAGGCAGUGAUCUGGACUUAGUGGAGCAGCUCAAUAUCUAUGAGAUGUCUCUACGACAUGAAGAUGGCGAUGACGACAGCCAGCCCCCACCCACAGGAUGCCGUGAUCGUCGACGCGUCAGCCUCGGGGGAGCGGAGAAACAGCGAGGCCUCGAGAGGCGUCGGAGCCGUCGGGCCUCGCUGGGGAGAUCUGGACAGGCGUCCCCCUGCAGCCCCGCAUCCCCACACAGGGCCGGUUUCCAACCUUUCAGCGGACACAGAGCAGAGGACCUUAGUGAGAGAGAGGAGGAAUGUGGCUUAGACGAGGAGGAGGUGGAGGAGGAGGAGUUGGAGGAGGAAGAAGAAGAGACUCCUGUGACUGAAUCUGAUUCGGAUGAGAAGGAGGGGGCUAAUCAGACCACCUCCAGGGCUGCAUGCCCUACAUCCACCGUUCACAGGACCACUCUUCAGUCCAUCACCAUCUCCUCCAGAACCAUAAAGAACAAUGCGCAGAAGCAUCAGGCAGAAAUAUCCCCGCCAUCUACAUCAUCACCCUCUACCCUGACGCCCCCUUCUACAGAGUUCUGUAGUCUCGGCCCCGAGACCCAGCCGUCCCUCCUGGCCACCCUGUUGGCUAGGAAAAGGUCUAUGGUCACCGUCCCUGCCACCAAGGAGGUCAGCCUGCCGCUGCGUGGCAGCUCCCGUCCGUCCCCGGACCACAUGCCCUAUCUGCCCCACUCUCCCUUCCACCUUUUCUCGUAUGAUCUUGAUGGGGAGCCGGCACCAUCAGCUCAGGCUAAACGCAGUGAGGAGUCGCCCAAAACAACACCUCCCAGGAAUGGAGGCACGUCCUACUCCUCCCUCAGCACCCCAAGCACACCCACAAGCUCAAGGGUAGCGUUAGGAGGACUCCUGUCGUCCUCGUACAGACAGCACCAGGAGUCUCUGGCUGCUGAGCGAGAGCGCCGCCGUGUGGAGAGAGAGGAGAGGCUGCAGAGGAUAGAGCGAGAGGAGAGGAACAAGCACAGCCGUGACUAUGUGGAUAAAAUGGAAGAGGCCAGGCUUGCGCGGGAAGAGCGAUAUAAGAACGUAGAACGUCUGGCGGCGGAGGAGUACGAGAGGGACCGUGUCCGGGUGUCGAAGAUUCGCGCUGACCUCAGCCUCCCCUUUGAACCCUCAGAGGCCUGGCCCUCAUCAUCGCGCAGCAGCACGCCAUCAUCUUUCGCCUCCCAGGAGGAGGCAGAAGCCGAUCUUGAAUCCGAGACGCCAGGCACUGCCUGCAUACCUUCUGAGGCUGGAGAAGCUGACAACUCCAGUGCCAGUGUAGAAACAGAGGAGAAACAGGUAGAAGCUGCUGCAGAGGAAGUGGAAGAGCAGAAGCAAGAAGAGGACGAAGACGUGCAGGAGGAAGUAGCAGCAGACAAGGAGCAGGACAUAGAGGAGACUGAGCAGGAAGCAGAGAAGCAGAGAGAGGAAGAAGCGGAGGAGGACAGUGGCAUCCUUAGUGACAAGGAGCGACAAAAUGAGGAGGUAAAUGAGAAGGACAACUGCUCGGCUUCCAGCAUCUCCUCUGCCAGCAGCACCUUGGAGAGAGAGGAGAGGGGGAGCGCUGAGAAUGGCUUUAAGGAGGCAGAAGUGAAUGGAAAUUGCAACAAACUACUUGAUAGCAAACUCUUCAUGCUGGACAUGCUGUACUCCCAGAGCCCAAAGCCCAGUGCUGAGGAGGAAGAGGAGGAUGUGGAGAAGGCAACAGAGAAGGGAGAGGGGGAGGAAGCGGAUAGGGAAACCCAUCAAGAGGCUAACCCGGAGAACAAAAAUAAGGAGGACAUAUCAGAGCAUCAUGGGAGUAUCCGUCCAUUUGCUGAGCGGUUCGGAGACCUGGUCAAAGACCUUGGCUCGUCUCACCCUUACCUGGACGCCCCGGCCAACGAGCCCCCUCCCCCCCCUCCUAAGAAGGAAUCGGAUACCAUCUGGGACCAGCUCCUGGCCAGCCCACGAGAGCUAUGCAUCAGGGACAUUAACUUCACUGAUCUGACAGAGGACGACGACAAGGACAUUCUGGAUGCUGUUCUGAUGGGAGGGUGUAGUGACCUUCCACCUCCACCACCUCCUCCACCCUUCAUCCCCCGCUUUCCUCCACCACCCCCCAUUCUAGGUGGGUGCCCCCCACCCCCUCCCCUAAUUGGUGUUAUGAGGCCUCCACCCCCUCCCUCCUUUAGCACUCCAGCAACAUCGUCCUCUCCCUCAGAGCCACCUCUCUUCAACAAAAAGAAGAAGACAAUCAGGCUUUUCUGGAGCGAGGUGCGUCCAACUGACUCUCAGUACCGGGACCACAAAUGGAGCGGAGACUCCUUCUGGUCCAAAGUAGAACCUGUAAAGUUAGACACAGCCAAACUGGAACAUCUGUUUGAGACCAAAUCAAAGGAAAUAUCAGUAACAAAGAAAACAGCAGCGGAUGGCAAACGUCAGGAGAUCAUCGUCUUGGAUUCCAAGAGAAGCAACGCCAUCAACAUCGGCCUGACGGUCCUGCCUCCUCCUCGCACCAUCAAGACGGCCAUCCUGAACUUUGAUGAGUAUGCACUCAACAAGGAGGGCAUAGAGAAACUCUUGACAAUGAUCCCAACAGAGGAGGAGAAGCAGAAGAUCCAGGAAGCCCAGCUAGCCAACCCGGAUGUCCCGCUGGGUUCAGCAGAGCAGUUUCUCCUCACUCUUUCCUCCAUUAGCGAGCUCUCUGCCAGACUCCAGCUCUGGGCAUUUAAGAUGGACUAUGAAGCAACGGAGAAGGAAGUUGCAGAGCCACUGCAGGACCUGAAGGAGGGAAUGGAGCAACUGGUGAAGAACAAAACUCUCCGAUACAUCCUGUCUACACUGCUUUCCAUUGGAAAUUUCCUCAAUGGUGUCAGUGCCAAAGGCUUUGAGCUGACCUAUUUGGAAAAGGUUCCAGAAGUGAAGGACACAGUCCAUAAACAGUCUCUGCUGCAUCACGCUUGCUCUGUGGUGGUGGAAAACUUCCCAGAGAGCACUGACCUCUACUCCGAGAUAGGAGCCAUCACACGUUCUGCAAAAGUAGAUUUUGAUCAGCUGCAGGAGACUUUGUGUCAAAUGGAACGUCGCUGCAAAGCUUCUUGGGACCACCUGAAGGUGAUCGCCAAGCAUGAGAUGAAGCCCCAGCUGAAGCAAAAAAUGUCUGACUUCCUCAAAGAUUGUGCUGAAAGAAUCAUCAUCCUGAAGAUCGUUCACCGCAGGCUAAUCAACAGGUUCCACUCCUUUCUGUUGUACCUCGGUCAUCCAGCCUAUAGCGUGAGAGAAAUCAGCGUCAACCGCUUCAGCAAAAUCCUCAGCGAGUUCGCUCUAGAGUACAGAACAACCAGGGACCGCGUGCUGCAGCAGAAACAGAAACGAGCCGAUCACCGGGAGCGCAACAAAACUCGGGGCAAAAUGAUCAUGGACAUGAACGCACCUUCUGAUGAUGAAGAAGAGCGAGAGUGUGUUCGCAAUGGUUCAAGCUGCAGUAACACUGGCGCCCCUAGUGGCCAGGACAGUGACCAGCCCCAGGGUCUGGGCCACACUGAGGAUGCUGCAGAGCAUGAGCACAUGAAGGCUGUGCUGAGAACAAGCCUAACAGGCAGCGACAAAGAUGGCGUUGGAGUGCCAGGACUCAGGUCACGAACCAGAUCUCGGCCAGGACGAGGAGGUCGCACCAUGCAGGCAUGGACGUCAGCAGUGGAGGACACGCAGGCCUGUGGAGAUGAUGCUGCAGAUGAGAUCAUGGAGCGUAUAGUGCGCUCAGCCACACAGGGUCCAGGAACCAGAACACAGCCCAGAGAGAGGAGGAGAUCCAGAGCCAACCGCAAAUCAUUGAGGAGGACUCUUAAAAACGGCCUGACACCAGAAGAAGCUCUCGCUUUGGGGUUGACUGAUUCUCCAGACACAUAAACAUCUCCCUUCACCUUGACCCCCACCUCCCCCUCACCUAUCCCCACUGCUGUCUAAACCGGGCUGCUUAUGUCAGUGUGAGACGGCUGUGUCAUCCUUAUGAGUUUUAGCCCACCAGCCAAAAGCCGCUUCAGGUUUUUCACCAGCUGCUGCUAAUGUUUUUGAGUGAAGACGCCACCAGCUUGAUAGUGUGUGUGUGUUCACUUUUGUAUUAAGUACAGAAGCAGAAAAAUGAGGUGAAGAAAGACGUGUUCUCUUAAAGACAAGUUUAAAAAUCUCUUUCAGAGUCCCAGGUAUUAUAAUGAAUUGAACAUCCUGAAUUUUUCCAACGUUCUUUUUUAAAGAAAUCCAAAGGGAUCCUUUCUGAUUCAUUGAAGCUGUGAAUUUUUGCUGAAAAGCAUUGGAUAGGAAUUUUAAGUUGUUUUUAAAUCAAAUUCCAGGUGAUUCCCUAAAAAAGAAGAAAGUAUUGUACAUAUAAAAUAGGAAUGUGAAAGAUUUUCAGUCUGAUGAGUGCCUUUCUUUUUAAAAGAAACAAUGCUGUACCUUCACAAUCACCAUCCGAGCUCUAGUGGCUCCAAAGUGUUACAUUUACAGUAUUUAUUUUGCAAAGCUUUGACAUCUUGCACCUUAACUGACAUUUAUCGUCUCUUAUGCUGAAACCAGUGACUGAAAUGGAGAAGUGUUUAAUCUCAGAGGAACUUUUUUGUAAAGUGUAAAAUACAACGAUAAUGAAAUUUGUGAUGGAUAUGCAGAGACUCUGCAUUAAAUGUGUAAAUGCCCUCGUCAGGUACAAAAACCUGUAGUUAUACAGUGUGCACAUUUAGUAAGGUGGUGUAAUAUUUUUGUAGAAACUUGUAUUAUAGUCUGUGAGAAAGGUGGAGUUUCUGUGGAUUUUUAUUGUAAAGAAAACCCAUGACAAAUGUGUCUAUCCUGGAAAUCUUUUUUUAUGUUGGAGUGAGGAAGUGUUUGGACUUUUGUUUUUGAUCUCUGUGGUUACGUUUUACUCAGUCUGAACUUGAAUAAAGGACAUGGAGCGGUUCGAGGUGUGCGGUUCGAGGUGUGCGCUUCUCACUGCGAGAUAAACACAAAGAAGCGCCUACAGACGCUUUCACUUGAAAUGCCGUGUUAAACACAUUCUGCAAUAAAAGCAAAUGAAUGUCA
Girardinichthys multiradiatus is the source of this 6314-nucleotide messenger RNA. It is a transcript of the gene fhod3a, whose product is annotated as formin homology 2 domain containing 3a. Bases 321 to 5153 code for a protein of 1610 amino acids. Gene Ontology annotation, cellular component: cytoplasm; cytoskeleton. Gene Ontology annotation, molecular function: actin filament binding. The record is from RefSeq and is a predicted model, not a curated record. The transcript has 29 exons. Gene Ontology annotation, biological process: cortical actin cytoskeleton organization; actin filament network formation; cardiac myofibril assembly. NCBI's taxonomy places the organism in Eukaryota, Metazoa, Chordata, Actinopteri, Cyprinodontiformes, Goodeidae.